GUGGCGAACCUCCUCGAAGUUCCUACUCUUAUUCUGUGAGUCUUUCUGGAACCUCCCAUUCUUACCCUGUCACCCUUAUAAAUGGCCAAAAUGCACCCGAGACUCUGCAUAGAAAAUAAAAUCACAUCAGAAGCAGUUGUUUGUAGGAGAGAAGAAGGAAAGAAAAUGGAUAUCAGGCUGAUGGAAUUGGACUCUCCCUUGUUCUCCACUCUGCACCGGAUGAUGGAUAUGACAGAGGACGCAGAGAAGAACUUAAGCGCACCGACGCGGACGUACGUUCGAGAUGCAAAGGCAAUGGCUGCCACCCCUGUGGACGUGAAGGAGUAUCCGAACUCUUAUGUGUUCGUGAUCGACAUGCCUGGCUUGAAAUCUGGGGACAUUAAGGUGCAGGUGGAGGAGGACAAUGUGCUAAUCAUAAGCGGAGAGAGAAAGAGGGAGGAGGAGAAGGAAGGGGCCAAGUAUUUGAGGAUGGAGAGAAGAGUGGGAAAGUUCAUGCGCAAGUUCACACUCCCAGACAAUGCCAACACUGAUGCCAUAUCUGCCGUCUGCCAGGAUGGUGUGCUCACUGUCACCGUCAACAAGUUGCCUCCUCCUGAGCCCAAGAAGCCCAAGACUAUCGAGGUCAAGAUUGGUUAAAUUUCUUAAUUUUCAAGGUCUUUUGCACUGCACUACAUUACACCUAUCUCAACCCCUGCUUUCAUGUUCUGUAUGAGGUUAUAUGGUUUUGUGUCUUUCCUUCGGUUUUUGUUGUUGGUCUCACUAUGAAUGUGAUCUGAAAUGCAGUGAUAUUAUUAUGAAUGCUUUGAAAUGAACUUAAUUUUUCUAA
This is a messenger RNA of Vigna unguiculata (cowpea), 826 nucleotides long. Its product is annotated as 17.1 kDa class II heat shock protein-like. The record is from RefSeq and is a predicted model, not a curated record. Lineage: Eukaryota; Viridiplantae; Streptophyta; Magnoliopsida; Fabales; Fabaceae.